Molecule: messenger RNA, 1044 nt
Organism: Parathielavia appendiculata
Lineage: Eukaryota; Fungi; Ascomycota; Sordariomycetes; Sordariales; Chaetomiaceae
Exons: 1
Coding region: 1-1044 (347 amino acids)
Biological process (GO): transcription open complex formation at RNA polymerase II promoter; transcription initiation at RNA polymerase II promoter
Cellular component (GO): transcription factor TFIIE complex
Source: RefSeq, a predicted model, not a curated record
AUGGAGGUUGUCCAGACACUGGUUCGCGCCGUCAUGCGCGCCUUCUACACGACCCAAGAGAUACUCGUGGUCGAUGCCUUGGUCACCCACUCGGCCUUGCGCGACGACGAGCUCGCCUACCUCAUGAAGAUGAACCUCAAAGACCUCCACCGCCUGUGCGCUGGCCUGCGCGACGCCCGCUUCCUGGUCGUCCAUACACGGCCCGAGAUACAAGAGGGCAAGUCGCGCCCCAUCAACCGGACCUACUACUAUAUCGACUACCGCCAGACUAUCGAUGCCAUCAAGUGGCGCGUCUACAAGACCGACAAGGAUAUGCAAGGCAGCGUCCAGCCCGCCGACGAGUCCAAGGAGUACUCGUGCCCGCGCUGCCGCGCCCAGUGGACCCAGCUCGAGGUGCUCGAUAAGGUCUCGUCCGCCGGCUUCCUCUGCCAGCGCUGCGGCACCGUGCUGGAGCUCUUCAGGGAGCACGACACGGCGGGGCACCAGCAGCUCUCGCGCAUGAACAACCAGUUCCGCUUCAUGACCGACAUGCUGCAGCAAAUCGACCGCAUCAUGGUGCCUGAGUGCACCUUCGACAAGGCCAUCCAGGAUGCCCGCCCCAUCGUGCGCGAGCCCACCCAUGAGGCCCUCGCCAGCGUGCCUAUUGAACCCGGCAGCCUGUUUGGCAUGAAGCCCUCGGCCGUCAAGGGUCUCGCCAACGUCGGCCCCAAAACUAUGCAGGUCACCAUCUCGGACGACAUGGAGCAGGAGAGGAUGGAGCAGCGCAAGCGAAAGGAGCGCCUCGCCAAAGAAAACGAGCUGCCGUCGUGGAUCACCGAGACCACCGUCCCCAGUUCAAAAUCCGAGCUGCUCGCUAUGAUGAAAACCCAAGAACCACUGGACCGCCCCUUGGACGACGACGUCGAGGAGGACGACAUGCUGCCGGCCAAACGCGUCAAGCUGGACACCGCAGCCGAGACGGCGGACGAAAAGGGCGCCGCCAUGAGCUUCAAGAUGGAGGAUGAGGAGGACGACGAACAGUUCGAGUUUGAGGACGUCGUCUGA